This is a messenger RNA of Microsporum canis CBS 113480, 1236 nucleotides long. RefSeq lists its product as hypothetical. Gene Ontology annotation, molecular function: protein kinase activity; ATP binding. Bases 1 to 1236 code for a protein of 411 amino acids. Gene Ontology annotation, biological process: protein phosphorylation. NCBI's taxonomy places the organism in Eukaryota, Fungi, Ascomycota, Eurotiomycetes, Onygenales, Arthrodermataceae. The transcript has 6 exons. The record is from RefSeq and is a predicted model, not a curated record.
AUGAUGGAAAUUCCCCCGCAGGAACUAGCUGUGCCCUUCUUCCUAAGAGUUAAUAUCAUGCUUGGUGCAUGCUUGAUGCUUGAUGCUUGCGUACAUAUAUACUUACAUGUUACAAAACCCAAGAGAAGAUCUUCAAGGACUGCAAGGCAGAAAUUCUCCUACGCUAUUUUUACCGAGGAGCUUUCAUUCGUCCUGCCAUUGUUCUGUGGUUUGGCACGGAUAAGAAACGGAACACUUUCACCAUACGCCCUCCUUGGAAUGGCAAUCGAAUCGGAUCGAAAUGGAAUAACUGGCGGUUCAUCACCACCAACCAACGCGGGCAGCGUUAACCCCUUGAAUCGACGGAUUCUGAUGAGCUUUCCUGGUUCCACCAUCUACAGAGCAGGAGGGCAUUCCACUCUAUUAUCAAUUAGUGAUGAUAUCCGCCUUGAGGUUUCCUAUAAGCCCGAAGGUGAACACGCACGCCACGAAGAGGCCAUAUUUAAACAGCUGGAAUCUAUGCCAUGCCAAUUUAUAGCUCACUCGCUGCCCUACAAUGGUACACUUCACGAGCGCCUAAACCCGAAUAAGAAGCCUCGCCCUAUACUUCAAUGGAUGCAGCAACUAUCAGAGGCUAUAGCUUGUCUUGAGGCUAUAGGCCACGCGCAUGGCGACAUUAAUUCUGGUAAUAUCAUGUUUACUGAAAACUAUCAUCUCAAGCUUAUCGAUAUUGACCAUGCGCUUAAACUUGGUGAUAAUCUAGAAGUCGGUGACUAUCCCUACUUUCGCCCAGGAAACGCUGAAUCCGGUAGCACUUUUGGCAUUACUAGUACUGACACUGAACAAUUUGCUCUGGGAUCUAUUUUUUGGUAUAUGGUGCAAGGUACGGAGCUCUGGAUGGGGUUAUAUGGGCUGGACCUGGUUGACAGACUCAUCACUCGUACGUACCCAGAAAUGGACCUCGAGGAUCUGGUUAAUCAGAUCAUCAGCGGCUGUUGGAAGGGCAAGUUCAAAUCUAUUAGCCUUCAGCGCAAAACGGCCGUGUGCGAGAGUCAUAGCCUGAUAUGCGAUGCCAUGAGUGAUAUACUUUAUGAUCUUGACGUGCGCAGACCCUUGCGUAGGAGUCACGGCCGUAGCAAAGCACUUUAUCAGAGGACAAUGCUUCUUUUGAUCCCCACACAUGUAGGUAGAGUUGUAUGCGUCCAGCGACUAACUCCAAGCCGAGACUUAUGCCAAGCCACCCUUGGGCCAGUCUGA